Messenger RNA from Spirodela intermedia, 2401 nucleotides. The record is from the annotation of a GenBank genome assembly. Lineage: Eukaryota; Viridiplantae; Streptophyta; Magnoliopsida; Alismatales; Araceae.
AUGUCGACGCUCUCCGUUCCGGCAGAUGUCCCCUCCCCCGCUGAAGACGCCGAGAGGCUCUACCAGGCCUUCUCAGGUACCUUCUGCAGCUGCCUUUCCCUUCUUUUCCCUUCCUCCGGCCGAAUAAUCUUCUCCGUUCGCUGCCAAUUUCCACUGGUUUGUUGCUCUAUGUCUGGGAGCAACCUGCGUGUCAUGUGGUGGAAGGAUCUCAGGUUCCUUCUGUAGCUUCCUUUCCGUUCCCUUCCUCUGACCGAGUAGUUCGCUGCCGAUUUUCUGUGAUUUGUUGCUCUCGGUCUGGGAGCGACUUGCUCCUCGAUCUCGGAGCAUGUUUGUGAUGUGGAAGAUGGAUCUCAGGUACCUUCUGCAGCUUCCUUUCCGUUCCUUUCCUCCGACCGAGUGAUCUUCUCCGUUCGCUGCCGAUUUUCUGUGGUUUGUUGGUCUCGGUCUGGGAGCGACUUGCUCCUCGAUCUCGGAGCAUGUGUGUGAUCCGGUGGAUGGAUCGUUGUGUUCCGUGCGUAGGCGGCGGAGAUCGGGUGAGCCUGCUGCCGGAUGUUGCCGGCGCUAGCUUGUGGUGGAAGAAUAUCGCUCUAGUGCUUAGAUCUUUAUUUGUUUUCUGGUCAGCUUGUGAUGUUGAUCAUCUUAGCCAUUCGUCUACUUCUAAUUGCCGCACGAACCUCUCGAUUUGCUCCCGUCUCAACUGUUCUUAUUCUGGUUUUUCCUCCUUGACUAGUGUUGGUCUGUUCGUUUUUAAUUUUUUUCAUCAUCCUCUAUGUUUUUUGGAUAGUAUGGCGUCUAGAUCCACGAGGCAGAGGCAGUUUAUGCAGGUUUCUUAGUAAGGUUUGAAACAGGGUUCGCUGAUGUGCCAUUUGCAGGAUGGGGAACGAACGAGGGUCAGAUCGUAUCGAUACUGGCGCACAGAAAUGCGGAGCAGCGGAGGGUGAUCCGGAAGGUGUACGCUGAGACUUACGGGGAGGAUCUCCUCAAAUCGCUCGACAAGGAGCUGAGUCAGGAGUUUGAGGUCGAAGCCUUUCACUCGUAGCUCUCUAAGUUCUCCUUUCCAUUCUACGUUUCCUUUACCUUUCUCUAUGCCGGGCUUAGUUUUCACUCAAUGACGGCCAUGAAUAUUAUCUUAGUUUUCAUUCAAUGCGGAGCAGCCAUCAAUGAAUGACCGUUUCCGUAACAAAUACCAUUCCAUUCUUCUUACCGUUCCUUCAUCUUCAUUCAUAGAUAUUGUUGUGAUCAAGAUGUUUUUCCUGGUAGAAGGAGAAAUGAUAUUUUUAUUUUGUAUGUUUGGCUACCAGACAUAGGAAGGAUAGAAAUCGCGAUUACUUUUCGGAUGAAGACUGUCGUGGUAUCAUGACUCCGAUUAUUAAUCCACUCAGCCGGCAUUCGAUACGAUCAAUUGAGAUGCAGGCAUAUAUUUCUACAGUUCAGGUGUCUCCUAAAACAUUCAUUAAUCCUUGGGUUUAUGCUUCUUGAUCAGAAAUUGGUGCUGCUAUGGACAUUAGAUCCUGCUGAGCGUGACGCUCUUUUGGCUAAUGAAGCUGUGAGAAAAUGGAACCCUAGAGACCGUGUUCUCAUAGAGAUAGCCUGUGCAAGAUCUUCCACUGAGCUCAUCCUGGUCAGGCAAGCGUACCACGUCCGCUACAAGAAAUCCCUCGAAGAGGACGUCGCGUGCCACACCACCGGAGACAUCCGUAAGGUACUACGGGGGUAUACUACGGGGAGACAUCUGUGGUAUUCCUGGGGCUUAUCAUCGUCGGCUGGGAAUUCGACGCGAGGGCAUUAAUCCGAUGUCAUGCGCCUUCAGCUGCUGCUUCCCCUGCUGACUGCAUACCGCUAUGAGGGGACGGAGGUGAACAUGGUGCUGGCGAAAUCAGAGGCGAAGAUUCUCCAUGAGAAUAUAAGCGACAAGGCCUACAACCACGAGGACCUCAUCAGGAUCAUAUCCACCCGCAGCAAGACGCAGCUCGCCGCAACGUUCAACCACUACAUCGACCUUUUUGAGAACCCCAUUCUCAAGGUCUGCCCUCGCCGAACCCCCGACCCUAGGCCUUCUAAUGACUUGUGCCCACCAUUAAUUUGACGUUUCCGCUGGCAGGAUUUGGAGCCGGAGGCGGAGGACGAGUAUGUGUCGCUGCUGGUGGCGGCGAUCCAGUGUCUGAGCUUGCCCGAGGAAUACUUCGAGAAGGUGAUCCGGCUGGCGAUCAACAAGCUGGGCACGGAUGAGGAGGCGCUGACCCGGGUGGUGGCGACCCGCGCAGAGGUUGACCUGAGGAAAGUCAGCGAGGCCUACUACAGGCGGAACAGUGUGAGCCUUGCCCAUGCCGUCGCCAGUGACACCUCCGGGGACUACCAGGCGAUGCUGCUCGCUCUGAUCGGCCACGACCCAUCCUGCUAA